CACAUUCCCAUUCUGGUAGCCCGAGUAUCAACUUUCCUCGUUCCUCUCGAUCCCGCCAAACGACAUGCCUUAUACACCAGGUCCAGGCGAGUAUUUCGAUGACGAGCGAUACUUUGGAGAUCUGGUGCACUGGGAGCAAGGACUCAGCACGAGUAGCGUGCAGGUGCCUUACGCCGGUGUCCAGGGCCAAGUUCAGCAGCAGCCUAUGUCGCCGGGCUGGGAUUCCAACUCGUCGACUUUGAGCCCAUGGCCCUUUCCAAACCAGACGAUGACAAUCGAUCCCUCGCAGGCAUGGUUCGGCGGGCACGGACAGUGGCCUGCCCAGCAAGCAUCCAGGGAGCCCUCGCCGCCGGUGUCCGAUCCUCCUUCUUCGCCCGCGCAAGCCACGAUGACGGUCUCCACCGCCUUCAACCUCGACACCAGGCCCACCCUCGGACACCCACCCGACUGCGAGCUCAUGUCCUCCGACGACGUCGUGUUUUAUGUGAACAUCACCCUGCUGAGGCACGGAUCCAGUACUGGCUUCGGGCUCGCGUUUCCGACUUCGGGCGCACGUGUGCGCGUGGCUGAGACUGCGGACGUGCUCAACCUCAUCCUGCACGCCGCAUACGGGGCCUCGCCAUCCGCCUUCGCGCCGCCUCUCGAGACCCUGGGCGAGGCCAUCGCUCGACUGCCCGCCUACGGCCUGAGCCCGCAAGUGUACGUCGGAGCCAACACACCGCUCUUUGAGACGCUGCGGUCGCACGCCGCGCUCUCGCCUUUGCGCGUCUACGCCAUCGCCGCCGCGCACGACCUGCUCGCGCUCGCGAAGCUAGCGAGCGGGAAUCUACUCGGAUAUCCGGUGCAUGCGAUGGCGGACGCGGACGCGAUAGCGAUGGGCCCGGUCUACCUCAGGCGGCUCGUUACAUUACACCAUGACCGAAUCGCGCAGCUGCGAGGGCUAUUGGAGCAGUCGCAGGAGUUCCAUCCGCAGGUCCACACGUGCGCUUUUCAGGCGCAGAAAAGGCUGGCUCGGGAAUGGUCUAUGGUGGCUAACGAAGUGAUCGCUGGGGCACGGCCAGAUAUAUCCAGCUCCGUUGUGCGCGACAAGCUUGCCGUUGUGAAGAACCAGACUGCGUGCGCAUCGUGCAAGAAGAGGUUGGAUGAAAGAAUAUGGAAGGCUGUCGUCGGAUGGACCAUGUUGCCGACAACAAUUUAAGGGCAUUCAUCCUGCAACUAUGUUCGGG
Molecule: messenger RNA, 1226 nt
Organism: Schizophyllum commune H4-8
Lineage: Eukaryota; Fungi; Basidiomycota; Agaricomycetes; Agaricales; Schizophyllaceae
Exons: 4
Coding region: 65-1198 (377 amino acids)
Source: RefSeq, a predicted model, not a curated record